AUAUAUUAGACAAAAAAAAAAAAGAGAGAGAGAGCAAUAAGGGAAGAGAGGAAAAGGGAAGGAGAAGCACUGUGGAAUCGAAAACAUAUUUGCUGAAUUCAUUCCUCAACCCAGGCGUCUUCUCUAACCAACCAAUCGUCUCCUUUCGAAAGAGACAGAGAGUGUUAUGGAGGCAAAGCGAGAAAUCCUAAUUCCGUAGAGAGAAACUGAGAGAAGAAAACACGAUGAACUGUGGGAGAGUGUUGAAGUCCGUACAAGCCUUGGUGGCUCACACCUUUCUCUUCUCUUUCACGCUCGCUUUGGUCCUCAAGCUCAACCAUACCCUUACUUACUCCUGGUGGGUUGUGUGUCUACCUCUAUGGGCUUUCCAUGCUGUUGUUGCACGGGGAAGAUUCUCGCUUCCUGCUCCAAUUGCCCCUCGAAACCGUCAUUGGGCUCCAUGUCAUGCUAUUGUAGCAACACCAUUGCUUAUAGCUUUCGAAUUGCUCCUCUGUGUAUACCUCGAGACAGCAUAUGCUCGAACGCCGCCAGCUGUGAGCUUGAAGAUUGUUUUUCUCCCUUUAUUGGCGUUUGAAGUAAUAAUACUGGUGGACAAUGCUAGAAUGUGCCGGGCACUGAUGCCUGGAGAUGAAGAGAGCGUGAAUGAUGAAGCAAUAUGGGAAGCUCUUCCUCAUUUCUGGGUUGCGAUUUCCAUGGUGUUCUUUCUGGCUGCUACAGUCUUUACCCUCCUAAAGCUGUCUGGUGACGUAGCUGCUCUUGGCUGGUGGGAUUUAUUCAUUAAUUUUGGAAUUGCAGAGUGCUUUGCUUUUCUUGUUUGCACAAAAUGGUCUAAUCCAGUAAUUCAUAGAAGCUCACAUGACACAGAAACCGGGUCAUCUUCUACCACUAUUAGAUAUCUUGACUGGAACAGUGGCCUUGGGGUUUUUUCAGAAGACGAUAGGCACCAAGAUACAACAUGUGGCCUGCAAGACAUUGGUGGUCAUAUAAUGAAAAUUCCCCUCCUUGUAUUUCAAGUGGUACUUUGCAUGCAUUUAGAGGGGACUCCUAAAGCUGCUAAGAAUAUACCUGUCCCUGUCCUGUUUUCUCCACUUUUCCUAUUGCAAGGCGUUGGUGUUCUAUUUGCUGUUUCUAAAUUAAUAGAGAAGGUUGUUCUUUUGCUGCGCGAGGAAGAUGAUUCAGGAUUGUAUUUUAGAUUUUCAUCCAGAGUCCAUGACUGCUUGGGUUUUUUGCACCAUGGAUCGAGGCUACUAGGUUGGUGGUCAAUUGAUGAAGGAAGCAGGGAGGAGCAAGCUCGAUUAUACUUUGAUCAGGAUUCUGGUUACAAUACCUUCUGUGGUCAUCCUCCUGAAAUAGUCAAGAAAAUGCCGAAGAAGGAGCUUGCCGAGGAGGUGUGGAGACUUCAAGCAGCACUUGGGGAACAAACAGAAAUCACAAAAUUCAGUCAGCAGGAAUAUGAGAGACUACAAAAUGAAAAAGUGCUGUGUAGGGUUUGUUUUGAAAGAGAAAUCAGUGUCGUACUGCUUCCAUGUAGACACCGUGUUCUCUGCAGAAACUGCUCAGACAAGUGUAAAAAAUGUCCCUUCUGCCGUAUAACCAUCGAAGAGCGGCUCCCCGUAUAUGAUGUUUAACAUCUAACUUGACCCUCUUCGAUAUCAGUGAUUUAAGUGUAUAUAUGUGUGUGUGUGUAGACUGUAGAGAGAGGAUAUGAUGAUUAAAACUCCUUAUAUUACCAUCUCUACAUUGCUGAGUCUUUUUAUUAGUGUGAAUCAGCAUUGAGGAUAGGUCAAACAGAAGUCUAUUAGAUAAGAUCGUAUGCCUCAUGUUUAGGCUUUUUGUAACUAUUAACACCUCUGACAUACUUCAGGGAGAUAUUGUUUGUAUAAUAUAAGUGUUCUUGUUUUCAUGUA
Capsella rubella is the source of this 1907-nucleotide messenger RNA. RefSeq lists its product as uncharacterized. The transcript has 14 exons. The coding region runs from base 225 to 1628 and encodes 467 amino acids. The record is from RefSeq and is a predicted model, not a curated record. NCBI's taxonomy places the organism in Eukaryota, Viridiplantae, Streptophyta, Magnoliopsida, Brassicales, Brassicaceae.